Messenger RNA from Schistocerca nitens (vagrant locust), 6375 nucleotides. It is a transcript of the gene SmydA-3, whose product is annotated as SET domain-containing protein SmydA-8. The transcript has 7 exons. The record is from RefSeq and is a predicted model, not a curated record. Bases 127 to 1659 code for a protein of 510 amino acids. NCBI's taxonomy places the organism in Eukaryota, Metazoa, Arthropoda, Insecta, Orthoptera, Acrididae.
CGCCGCCCAGAAGGUUCCGGCUCACGCCCGCGCCGCCACCGCCACCGCCACCCGUAUAUAAAGGCGAGGGCGGCGCCGCCGCGGUAGCUUAGCUAUCAGCCGCCGGCAGACAGCCAGACACCCGCCAUGAGUGCCGCGCCCUCGGGAACGAAACCGUCAGAUGGACCGGCGUACGAGGUGCUACGAAACGAGAAGGUUGGGAGGUACGCCGUGGCGACGCGCGACCUGGAGCCGGGCGCCGAGGUGCUGACGGAGCUGCCGGUGGCGGUGGGGCCCAAGGUGGACAGCAUGCUGUGCUGCCUGGCCUGCUACGCCUACAACGACGGCUCGACGCUGUGCUCGCGCUGCGGCUGGCCGGUCUGCGGGCCGGACUGCGAGGCGGCGGCCGCCCACGCGCAGGCGGAGUGCGCCGAGUUCUCGCGCACCGGCGUGCGCCUCGCGCCCGUCGAGGACCCCGCCGACAGCUGCCCGCAGCUCGAGUGCAUCCUGCCGCUGCGCGCGCUGCUCGCCAAGGAGCGAGACCCGGCGCGCUGGCAGCGGGAGGUGGCGCCCAUGCAGGCGCACGACGACCGCCGCCGCGACACGCCCGGCUGGCACUCCAACCAGGUCAACGUCGUCUCCUUCCUGCGGGACCGCUGCGGGCUCGCCGACAGGUUCGACGAGGAGCUGGUGCACACGGUGUGCGGCAUUCUGGAGGUGAACUGCUUCGAGGUGCGCUGCGAGAACGGCGCCCUGGUGCGCGGCCUCUACCCGCAGACGGCCAUCCUGUCCCACAACUGCAUCGCCAACACCGGACACACCAUCGCCACGCGCUCCGAGACUGGCGAGCAGCACAGGCUGAAGCUGCACGUGACGGUGCGCGUGCCGGCGGGCGGCGAGCUGUUCACGUCGUACACGCACUCGCUGGACCCCACGAUGGUGCGGCGUGAGAUGCUGUCGCGCGGCAAGUUCUUCGAGUGCUGCUGCGAGCGCUGCAAGGACCCCACCGAGCUGGGCACCAACCUCAGCACGCUCAAGUGCAGCAAGUGCGACAACGGCGUGCUGCUCUCCGCCGAUCCUCUCGAGCCGAGCGCGCAGUGGCGCUGCACGCGCUGCGAGUUCUGCACUCGCGGCGAGGCGGUGCGGCGCGUGCUGCAGCUGAUCUCGAACGAGCUGCAGAUGGUGGAGGCGGGCGACAGCGUGGAGGCGCGCGAGACGCUGUUCCGCAAGUACCGCAGCGUGCUGCACCCGCGCCACGCCUACAUGUCGCAGAUGCGCCACUCGCUGUGCCAGCUGUACGGCCGCGUCGACGACUACCUGCUCGACGACCUGCCCGACGUGCUGCUCGAGCGCAAGGUCGACCUCUGCCGCGACCUGCUGGCCGUCGCUGACGUCGUCGAGCCUGGCCUCUCGCGCCUCAGAGGCGUGGUGCUGUACGAGCUGCACGCGCCGCUGAUGUACCUGGCGCGGCACAAGGAGGAGUUCGGCGAGAUCGACUCUAAGGAGAUGUGCCGGCGCAUGGAGGAGGCGGCGGCGUGCCUGUCGGAGGCGGCGGCCAUCCUGGCCCUGGAGGACGCGUCCACCAACGAGGCGGCCAUGGGCCGCGCCGCCGCCGCCGGCCUGCUGCAGCUGCGCGCCUCGCUCGACCACAUGCGCCAGCAGCACGCGCAGAGCCAGUAGCCCAGCUCCUGUCCCCAACCACUGCGGGUCUGUGUCUGCUGAUCACAGUGCUCGCCAAAUGACUGGACCACGAUAAGAAUGGGAUUUUUACUGGUUCUAGCGAGGACACUACAAUUGUUCUGUGCACUUCCUUUACACCGAACGCCAUAUGUUUACGUAAUAGUCUAGUUGCAUUCACAGGUGUUAUAAUACUCCCUACCAGUGGCCUUGAUGGCAGCGGUGAAUCGCAGUUUAUCUCUGACAGUCUCUUCUUCGGAACUAUUCCCACCUAUACCAGUUCAUCGCACGGUGGCAUCUGUGUUCCUAGAAUUCGCAUCCUUUUACUUCUGUGGUCCGAUGUUUCUCUCGUCGUCAUGAAAAGCCGUCAUCAACCCGAAGGUUAGAUUGAGUCGUGAGUGCUCUACUAGGCGUCGUCCUGACUUCGCAACUUUCGAACUUAAUUAUCCAGCCAGUUACAGGAGGACUUACACUUUGAGGUGGCCCAGAACCACAGUGCAGCUUCCCAUUUCUGACGUCAGCUAAUGAUCGUCAGAAGUGGGAAAAACGAUAAGUCCUACAACCUAUUGGCGAUCUGUAGUGCGGCUAUUACUCACUUAGCGAGCCACCUUGCUCCAUGACGUAGCUUAAGCCUGAAAUAGGAAAUAAGUCUUUUACACCACUGUUUGUGUUUGCUGUAACAUUUUUUUCUGUGUCUCCGUCCUGUGGUUCUGAGGUAGCCAGCCUAGUAUUUACCUAGAAAGGCGUGAGAAGAAAUAAGAAACGAUAGUCGGGGCGAUCAUUACACCAAACUAACGGUGUUCAUCGGCUCUCCGUUUGUUUUUACGUCUGCCUCAUUUCCCUACUUCACAACAUUGCGCGCUAUUCAUUAUCCUAAGUUAAUACGUUUCAGUAUUGCCGAACAACUAUGUCAUGUAAAUAGUGUCUUCCACGAGGCCCAAGAGAGGACAUUUGGUCGCUCUCCCAAUAGCGUCAAAUCGUGCUUCCGACUGGAUUUCGGCUAUUUUGCAAAACCUCAAGUCGUGAGGACUCUAUACGUGUGACGAGCAAAAAGGGCAAUUCAAUCCACCGUCUGCAACUAUACUACGCGAGCCAACUUGCGGCGUGUGGCGGAGGGUACAGCUGCUACCACCCACAUACCCUGUUCCAUUCACAAAAGGUGCAAGGGUACGUCGACCCUCGGCGCAUGAGCUCUAAUUUCUGUUUUUCUUCGACGUGGUCGUUUCGCGAGAUGUGUAUGGCAGGGAGUAAAAUGGUGCCUGAGUGUUCUUGGAACGUGUGCUCUCGGAAUUUUAACAGUAAAUUGCUCCGUGACUCACAGUGCUUCUCUUGUGGCGUCUGCCACCGGAGUUCUGUGAGCACCUCCGUAAAGCCGUCGGCACGCGGACCGUGCAUCCGAACGUAGAGCGUUGAGCGUGCCGAGUUUCUGACGGCACAGCGUGGAAUAGCACGUUCGGGAGUCUUUCCGUUUCUGAGCACCAGCAAAUUGAGAAUCACUGGAAAACCCGUUGUUAACUGUGUGAUGCGUUCGAAUAAAAUAAUGAGAAACAUCAUAUUCGUGGCAAAAGAACUAUUGUAACUUGUGUAUUAUGAGAGUAGGCUAUUUGAAGGCAGCGACACACUGAAAAUCCACCCAAAACGUCUUGGUGCAAUUUGUUAUAAUUAAAUUUCAAUUAGUAACAUAUCUAAGAUUUUCAGCAAGGCGUAUCAUGACAUAAUUAGAUGCUUAGGUUGUGAUGUUGGUUUAGCGUAAUGAGUAGAGCCACUGAGUACUGGAGACUUUUAUGGUGGGGCAGUGGUUCGCGUAUUGACUCUUCUAAAUUUUUUUUCCCAACAUUCGCGUUUUUAUUAGGUUCUGAUACUUUAUUAUUAGCUUAAUAUAAGCAUAAACUAUAAUGUUUGAUGUUAUGUAAAUAUAAGUUCACCUUUUUUUAGGAUUGGAUUGGCUUAAGCUACAGGACAGCUUGUGCUACUUGUAUAAAGAUAUUUUGCUCCUUUUUCUUUUACGCCUCGUAAUUCACAUGUUGCAAAGAUUCUGCUGCUGCGUAGGAAUAGUGAUCAAGUAAGACUGACCUUGGCGUUUUACUAAAAUGUGGGAAUGAUGAAAUAAUGUUUAUCUUACGCGGAGAAGUAUUCCAAAUUUGUAAUGCACUGUUUGUAAUGGAACUUUUAUAAGUCUGUGUCCUUAUUAAUUGGACAUGUUACUUUCCUUUUCGUGGACGAUGGAGGAAAUGUGCGUUUUAAUAGAGCUAGCGUGGGAAUUUUAAGCGCGCCCGUUAAGUAAACAGUGUGAUUACGAACUAGAAGCAUCCCCUAACUACCGCUGGAGUGCGUUGCGAUCGCGUAUACCCUGUUGGGGCCCACGUACCGUAUGCACAAGUAGCAUCGUUUCUGAGCGUUCAGCAGCACGUUGAACUUGGCACGCUCAACGUUAACGUUCGACAGCACGGUCCGUGUGCCGACGGCUUAAGGCUCUCGCGCUUUCUGAAUGAACGUGUGGCGGAACGUGCCACUCUUCUUUGGAAUUUCUCCAUUAAUCCUACGUCAUAACAGUCGCUGAAUGAUGUGCAAUAUUCAAGAAUCUUUCGAACGAGUUUGUAAUCAAACGGUAAUGUAUCUCUCCAUAAGUGCAAUACAUUACUCUCAAGGUCAGCUAUCAAGCAAUGCACCAAUCAUAGGUGUACUUCCGAUCCUCCUGCAAUUCGCUACUCUCUUCUGGCGUUACAACCUUCCCACUGUCAACAACAUCGUCAGCAAACUGCCUUACGGCGCUUUCAGCACCAUACAUUAAAUGCAUACGUAUAUAACAUACCAUCUGUUUACCCCCUCUAAGAUACUUAACAGCUACCGGUUUCGUCCCUGAACGAAUCUCGCGUAGCAAUCCUGUUAUUUGUUAGCAGGUGGAACAUGUAGCUAUUAGCCGAUCGAUGAACGGAGCGUGUAGAAUUAUGUGCUACUGACUGUAUUCAUGAAAAGCGAUAAAUAAUUACACUGAGAUGCAUAUCGCGCUGUGUGUUCUUACAGCCGGCGCGAUGGUGAGGACUAUGUGGCGACGCAUAAUCUUCCCGUCAAGAAUGGACGCUACGAGAUAUUUCAAAGAAGGCAGCUCAUUUACGGAUCCACCGUUCAUCCUCCAACAGAUUUCUCAUACUGCUUAAAAUCUGUUGGUGAAUGUCACUGAAGUACUUUUGUUUACUUACGGAGUCUGACACGACCGUAUUUCAUCAGCCACACUUGCGCCAGCGAUUUAAACUAUUUUCAUUCAAUCAUGACGCCAUAUUAUAGAUAAUCGAAAUGCAACGAACAAUAAGCUUUAAGAAAUUAUUAAUGUAUAGUUUUGUGGAUAGCGUAAGAAACUGGAUGAGUCUAGGGUGCUGAAUGAUCACCGCACGUACAUGUUUAAGGUUUUCACGGGUAUAAAUUGAUAAAAGUCUUCCCGAAAUUACAGGCGCACCCAUACAAUGACGAAAUAUUGAGGAACAAUCUUGUAGCUAUCUCCGUCACCUUCCUUGUACUCUCUGAGCUUUUUCUCCUUUCCCAAUUAGCUCCUCCUCCCUUCUUCGUUGCCUCCUUGCGAUGAAGAGAAGACAGAUGCUCAGCACUGAAUUUCUAGCAAUAUAUGUAACAUCAAGGUUAUGAAGCACACAUAUGCAUUAGUUAUUAUAGGCAGAGAUAACGAGUGCCAACUGAGGCUUUACUGCAAUGUUUUCUCCACGAUCUGCAGAAGUCGUCAAGACUUCACAGAUAUGUCGCGACAUUUUGUCGAGCGUACUUGGCAGCAGUCCAGAUAAAGGCAAGCUCUUCUUUAAUACUGCAGUUUUAUAUUUACAUCUUGAGGUAGCCCGACGAGACAUUUUAUAACAGCACAUCCCUUUGUAGUGGCGCCAAAUCGACAAAAUGCACUAGCUGAUGUCUAGUAUCGUGCAGAAACCUUCCAGAAACGAUGUCAAAAGAGACUUUCAUGUUCAGUAAGUUAAAGCUCAGCUAGCCUCACAGUAGACGAAGUGCACCUGCCGAUGCUUGUCUCAGAAUUUCGACUCCCUUUGAGCGUCGACUAGCGUUGAGUGCAAUGCAGAUCUCGCACAGCGAGUCACUAAACAUGUCAGGAGUGGCUCAUUUAGCUAAGACUGGUGUCGCAGUUUGAAACACUCGUUUAAAAGCAUUCAGACUUCUUUGGAAAAUAUCUCUGAUACUGGGAUAAUCAUUACCGCAUUCGCAUUUAGGUAAUGCUGUCUACGGCACAGUCAGCCAGUCCUCUGUGAUCAGUUUAGUUAAGAUUGCUCUCAGUUGAGAAAUAUUCGAUGUUCAAUGCAAGCCCACAGUAGGAACUGAGUGUUGUUCCUUGCAUUAUUGACUCGAAAUAAUUAUCGUCAAUGUUCUGCAACUCUGUAGUUCUCAUGCUGUAAUCCGUUAGUUUUGCACGGUAACAGAAAAUAUCUGUUAAUAUAGAUGACGGUAUUAGAUCACUAUGAAUGCCUUUUCAUUGUGGAACUUCGUGCAGUCUUCCUCGCUACCCACUCUAAGCAUAAUGUGAUGACUAAAAAAGACAAGUAGCUUGUAGUAGUAAGACAAAGAACGCUCUGAUGUAACUGUAAUGAGAUUGUUGUUUCGAGUAUUCCUCGAAUUGUUCACAGAUUUUCUAAUUUUAGUUUGUAACAAGUGGUUUCACAUUUAUUUUACUUUUUUAUUUUAUAUUAAUUAUUUUCGUUACUUAUUUAU